This is a messenger RNA of Salvelinus fontinalis (brook trout), 1976 nucleotides long. Its product is annotated as L-lactate dehydrogenase B chain-like. The record is from RefSeq and is a predicted model, not a curated record. Gene Ontology annotation, molecular function: L-lactate dehydrogenase (NAD+) activity. The transcript is spliced from 8 exons. Gene Ontology annotation, cellular component: cytoplasm. NCBI's taxonomy places the organism in Eukaryota, Metazoa, Chordata, Actinopteri, Salmoniformes, Salmonidae. Gene Ontology annotation, biological process: carboxylic acid metabolic process. Bases 409 to 1413 code for a protein of 334 amino acids.
UAAAUUUAUCUAUUGGAGGACAGUGGAAUAGACAUAGCAGAGUGGAAUGGGACACAGUGAAAUGGAACACCAAAACCUUAGGCUAGUACAGUGGAAAUGUAGUAGAUUUACCAUAUGUCUAUGUUAAAACUUCCACAGGAUCGGUGCUCCCCCCCACGGGACGGUUGAGCUAACGUGCGCUAGUGUGAUUAGCAUGACGUUGUAAGUAACAAGAACAUUUCCCAGGACAUAGACGUCUUAUAUGGGCAGAAAGCUUAAAUUCUUGUUAAUAUAACUGCACUGUCCAAUUUACAGUAGCUAUUACAGUGAAAAAAAGACCAUGCUAUUGUUUGAGAAGACUGCACAACAACAACAAACUUUUAUCACAGCAACUGGUUUGAUACGUUCACUUCUGAAGCGUCGUGGAUCAUGUCGUCUGUGAUGCAGAAGUUGAUCACCCCCAUGGCCAGCGGCCCUGCUGAGCCCCCCAGGAACAAGGUGACCGUGGUGGGGGUGGGCAUGGUGGGCAUGGCCUGUGCCGUCAGCAUCCUCCUCAGGGACUUGGCUGAUGAGCUGGCUCUGGUUGAUGUGAUGGAGGAUAAGCUGAAGGGAGAGAUGAUGGACCUGCAGCACGGCAGCCUCUUCCUAAAGACAUCUAAGAUAGUCGCCGACAAAGACUAUGCCGUGACUGCAAACUCCCGCAUCGUGGUUGUGACCGCUGGCGUGCGUCAGCAGGAGGGAGAGAGCAGGCUCAACCUGGUCCAGAGGAACGUCAACAUCUUCAAACACAUCAUCCCCCAGAUCGUCAAACACUCUCCCAACUGCACCCUUAUCGUGGUGUCCAACCCAGUGGAUGUGCUGACCUAUGUGACAUGGAAGUUGAGCGGCCUGCCCAAACACCGUGUUAUCGGCAGCGGCACCAACCUGGACUCCGCCCGUUUCCGUUUUCUGAUGGCUGAGCGCCUGGGCAUCCAUGCCACCAGCUUCAACGGAUGGGUGCUGGGAGAACACGGCGAUACCAGCGUCCCUGUGUGGAGCGGUGUCAGCGUAGCUGGAGUUAACCUGCAGAAGCUGAACCCAGAGUUUGGCCUUGACGGAGACAAGGAGAACUGGAAGGCCACCCAUAAGGAAGUGGUCGACAGUGCCUAUGAGGUGAUCAAGCUGAAGGGGUAUACCAACUGGGCCAUCGGCCUGAGUGUGGCUGAUCUCACUGAGAGCAUCAUCAAGAACAUGAGCAGGAUCCACCCUGUCUCCACCAUGGUCAAGGACAUGUAUGGUAUUGGCGAGGAGGUGUUCCUGUCCCUGCCAUGCGUGCUGAACAGCAAUGGAGUGGGCAGUGUGAUCAACAUGACCCUGACUGCUGCUGAGGUGGGCCAGCUGAAGAAAAGUGCAGACACACUCUGGGGCAUCCAGAAGGACCUCAAGGACAUCUAGAGACACGCAUCUACCCUUCCUCCCUCCGUUUCCGAUGCAGUCAAUCCCAGACCUAGUUUCACCUGUUCUCCGAUCUACUGUAUCCACCUUAAUCUACUGGUAUACAUUCUUUCUUUCACCCCCCCCCCCCCCCCCCCCCCCCCCCCCCCCCACUUUCCUUUUGUAGGAUGAGGUUACUGUGUUUCCGUGCUAGGUACUGUGUGAACCAGUAUGACUAUGUACCCUCAUUGGAUUCAUGUGUUGAAGCUGUUGUACUACGAUCAAAAAGUGUUGGCUUUAUCCUCCAUUUGCACCUUCUUGAAGCACUGUUCACUUCCUGUCGGGAGCGCAGAAACAAAGACCCUAUAACUGGGUCUCCUCCUGUCGGGGAGCAGUGGUGUUGGUUAUUGUGCGAGAUGUUCAGUCUGACAUUGAUUGCCAGAAAGAAACAAAAGGGGGGGGGGUCAGAGGUGGAAUCAGUCGGAACGGGCUACUUUAGUUUUAUUUUUUACUUACUGUAACACCCAUGUUUGUGUAAUGAAUGACGACAACCAAUGAGUAACUUAAUAAAUACUUUAACCUUA